Molecule: messenger RNA, 2638 nt
Organism: Boeremia exigua
Lineage: Eukaryota; Fungi; Ascomycota; Dothideomycetes; Pleosporales; Didymellaceae
Product: CoA-transferase family III domain-containing protein
Exons: 1
Coding region: 405-2147 (580 amino acids)
Molecular function (GO): catalytic activity
Source: RefSeq, a predicted model, not a curated record
CCUGUCAGUGUGCAUUUAGAAUAAACGACGCAAUCAAUGGAACACAUUGGUAGGUAACUUACUGUGUAUGAUCAUCGGUGAGCAUCGGCCGACGCAUCUACCCUGCGUGUAAUGCGGAAGUCUUCCGCUUCAUGAUGCUCCACAUCGUUUGAUCUUGGCCGGCACGGGCGGACAUCGUACGAAGACGCGGAGUGGCAGGUGUGGCCGAAACAUCGCUGUUGCCGUCAUGCGGUCACGGACACUUACGACGACGGUGAAAUGGGUGAUCAUGAGCGGAGAUGAUAUAAGAGUGCAGCUCCAAGCAUACCUAGGUAGGUGCUUCAUGACCUAGGCUUCCCUUCCCAUCAGCUUUCUUGAUCUAUCACUAUCAUUACACCGGCACUGCAAACAUCGAAAGUAUAAUCAUGGCUUCAACCGAUCGCCUCGUAGAUGUGUACGGUCCAGGCACAUACACAGACAAGGCGUUUGUUCCGGUGCCCGAGGACACUGCUCGUAUCUUUCGCCUCAUCGCAUCACAAACACCCGGGUUCACACAGGACGAAACCAUUCUCUCCAGGGUAAAGUUCACUGGUGAGGAUUAUCCCGUCCUUCCCGGCCCCAUCAAGGCAACGUCAGUAGCCGCAGCCCUGCACGCGAUGUGCGGAGUCAUCGCGGAUGAGAUUCUCACCCUGAGAGGAUCGAAAAGCGAAAAUCGUCAGAUCACUGUCAACACUACACACGCUGCAUUUUGGUUUGGCUGUGUAGCGACUGCAUACCUCAAUGGCGAAGAUGUCCUCAGUAUGGCAGCACAAAAGAAGCUAGGCGAGGUUCUACCCAAUUGGGAGCAGGGCUGGACCGACACACCCUUAAAAUACCGUACGACCGCACUGUACCCUACGAAGAACCCUGAGACGUGGUACUCGCUCCAUGGCAGUAUGAAUGCCAAACCAGUGCUCGAGAGUAUCGGGAUCGAUGCAGACGCGAACAUCUCCACGAAUGAGGAGGCUGCACGGCUGAUUGCUGAGCACACGAAGAAGUACAGUCCAGAGGAGCUUGAGAUGAACAACCUUCUCAACGGCUUCUGCGGCUCCAUCUGCUUCACGCCAGAGCAGUGGAACAAGUCCAUUAUGGGCAAGUCGAUAGCUGCACACCCUUUGGUGAAUGUCAAGCAGCAAACUCACGCCAUGCCUACCCCGCCCAUCGCAUUCCCCCCGCUCAAUCCCCAAGAUCCUCGUCCUCUAGCUGGCGUCAAGGUCAUAGAGCUCACGCGGGUCAUCGCCGGGCCUGAGAUCGGUACCAUCCUCGCCUCUUUCGGCGCUGACGUGAUCCGCCUCAAUGCCCCAUUCCUCCCAGACAUCGACAUCAUGCAGUUGACUCUCAACGCCGGGAAACGCACCUCCACCGUCGACCUGCGCAACGAUUCAGACCGCCAAUACCUCCAGGCGCUACUUGCGGAUACGGACGUGUUCAUCCAGGGCUUCCGCCUAGGCAAGAUGAAGAAGUUCGGCCUGGGGCUGGAAGAGCUUCUGGAGAUGGCGGGCAAGCGCGGCAAGGGUAUUGUAUACGUCUCUGAGAACUGCUACGGCCCGGAUGGAUACUACAAGGAGCGACCGGGGUGGCAGCAGAUCGCCGAUGCAGCAGCAGGAUCUGCCUACGUGACCGGGCGCGCGCUCGAAAUCACGCAGGGCCUGCAGAAACACGAGGCUGUCCUUCCCAGCCUGCCCGUCUCGGACAUGUCCACCGGAGUGCUUGGCGCUGUCGGCGCGAUGCUGGCGCUGAGGAACCGGGCGACUAAGGGCGGGAGCUGGGAUGUCCACGCUAGUUUGGUGGGGGUGAAUGCGUACGCGUUGAGGGAGGAUGUCGGGUUGUAUCCCGUACAGGCGGUGCAGGAAUGCCAGGAUAGGUUCCAGUGGGGCGAAAUGAGGGGCAGCCACCACGUCCUCGAUCUGCUUGUGACGGUCUGGAAGGGCUGGAAGAAGGUCCUUGGGAAGUAUCUGGAUGAGAAGAGCGGGUGGUAUCAGAGUUUCGAGGACAGUGCUUUUGGCGGCAAGAGGCUCAGUAUCCUGAAGCCGGUGCCGCAGAUUGAGGGUGCUGAGGGUGCAAGAUGGCUCACACCCAGUGUACCGUAUGGAGCGGAGAAACUGGAGAAUGUGGCAUGGCUGACAUAGUCAAAGCAACUUACACGUCUGGGGAAGAAGUCGUUCACACUAUUUUCUGAGAAACUUGUAUAAUAGCCAUUCAAUGUCACUAUGAUUUAUCUAUGACUAGCCUUGAGCUCUCAUAUUUCAAUACAGAGACGUGCAGUGAUCUAAGAGCCCCCAAUUUGCCGGUUUAUCUUAUAGUGUCGCGUGGUCUUGAGAGCCUUGGUGCUUUCUCUGCUCACACGAUGUGUGUCUUCUGGCAAUAGUAUCCUUUGACAGAUCGAAUCGAAGCUCCCGACUUUUGCCUCACCACGCCAACCGUGUUGCAGGACUUUAAGCUACUCAUAAUAUUAGCCAGGUAGUGACACCGGAACAAUUCUAAAACUGACGGAAAGAACUCGCACUCGCAGAUUUUGUCAACACGGACAGCGCGUGCGACCCCCAUGAGCUCAUAGCAAGCACCUUCGUACAGCUUCUGAGUCACACCGUCGGAGAGCUCGAUAACACCGCAGACGAAC